AUGACGAGUGUGGCGUGGAAAUUGGGACAUCUGGUAAAUUAUGCUGAAGCUGAGAAGCUAUCUUUGGUUGUCUUGAACACCGCAAGAGCAAAAUUCGGUAGCGAGAGCCCCUUAGCUCUUGGUGGUAUGGCAGCAAUGUCGGAGACGUAUCGGGAUCAGAAGAAAUUGUUGAAUGAGGCUGUAGAAAUGGAGGAAUAUGUCAUGAAUGUCAGGAAGAAGUUGCUGGGAGAAAAUAAUCCUCUAGUUGUGGACAGUAUGGGCAACUUGGCAUUGACUUUUAUAGCCCAAUCAAAACCCAAGGAGGCCAAAGUGUUGCUUCUGAGAACAAUAGACAUCGCGGAAGUGGAACUAGGAGGGGAGCAUCUAAUUACUUUGACUUGCAAAUCCGCCCUCGCAGAUUGCUAUAGGCGCCUUGAAAGCUAUGAGGAAGCAGAAGAUCUGCUUUGCGAUACUAUUCAGACAUUGGCCAGCCAUCAUGGGCUAGAACACCCCAAAACUUUAGUAGCCAUGAUCAACUUAGGCUCGACUUAUCAAAACUUACACGCAUGGCAAGAUGCUGAAGAGUGCUCUCUUCGAACAAUUGAGGUGUCAACCCGAGUGUAUGGCCUGGAUCAUAUCAAUACUAUCGCAAGCUCCGCCACCCUGGCUUUAUCUUGUAAACACCAGGGACGAUUGGACGAUUCGAUCACAUUAUUUCUUGAUUUGAUUGAAAGAUCCAGCAGAACACUCGGCCCCGAACAUGACGAAACAUUGUCGCACAUGUGUAAUUUGGCAUCAACUUACCAGUACCACCAGAAGUAUGACCAGGCUGAAGAGCUUCAGCUACGCGCCAGGGAGAUAAGCGAGAAGACUCUUGGUAAGGAGCACAAAUAUACAAUCACUUGCUCAAACAAUCUGGCGUGGAUAUGGCGCUGCCAAGGUCGCAAGAAGGAGGCCUUGGAGCUGCUUGUUGAAUGCGUCGUACUUUUCAAAACCAUCCUGGGGAAUGACCAUCCGCACACAGUAUCGGUUACAAAGGUACUGCAUGGCUGGUUGGAAGAAGGUAGUCACUAA
Messenger RNA from Hymenoscyphus albidus, 1053 nucleotides. The record is from the annotation of a GenBank genome assembly. NCBI's taxonomy places the organism in Eukaryota, Fungi, Ascomycota, Leotiomycetes, Helotiales, Helotiaceae.